Adineta ricciae is the source of this 702-nucleotide messenger RNA. The record is from the annotation of a GenBank genome assembly. NCBI's taxonomy places the organism in Eukaryota, Metazoa, Rotifera, Eurotatoria, Adinetida, Adinetidae.
AUGCCUAGUCCAACAGAUUUUGGUUUCCGGCAAGUAUUUCCCAGAUGGUUACCGAUAGUCAUAGGUGUUAUCGAAGUUGUGUGUGUUGCUGUUAUGUUUAUUACUGAAUUGGGCAACGUGGGAAGUAAUUUCUGGGUUACAAAUGUUUUCGCUGGUGGUUGGUGUGGUUGUGUUUUGAUUAUACAUUUUCUUUCAUUGUUUAUUGUUGGUUGUUGUGCCCCAAGUCCAACCAUUGGUCUCGUCGUAUUGAUUAUUUCAGUUGUCGCGCUUGUCGCUUGCAUCGCAUUAAUAACGUUUGAUGCUGUUUUUAUUGCUUUACCAUCGACAUGUAUUUUAACACCAAGCUGUUCGAGUUAUGCUUCGUCAACAUCGAUGUUUAGUUAUUACUUUCGAAACUCUUUCUUCAGUACCUUUAGACAACUUAGUCCAUUCACAAAUUAUACCGAAACUCAAGCAAAAUUUCUCUUUCAAAUCGUUCAACUAAGUGUCGGAGCCUUGUGCGGCAUUCUUUGUGUUGUAUACAUUAUUGUUUAUAUCAUAACAAGAAGUAAAGCUUCAAGAAUAGCUCCAGCUUCUUAUCAAAACAACAACUAUCCUGCACCUCAACCAAAUUAUGCUCCGCGGCAAUCAGUUUACAAUGGUAAUCAACCAAAACCAACUGCACCACAAGCUGUUCGAAAUCCUCAAGGUGAUACGUAUUGA